Acanthopagrus latus (yellowfin seabream) is the source of this 3320-nucleotide messenger RNA. RefSeq names its product TLC domain containing 3Bb (gene tlcd3bb). Lineage: Eukaryota; Metazoa; Chordata; Actinopteri; Spariformes; Sparidae. Gene Ontology annotation, cellular component: endoplasmic reticulum; membrane. The transcript has 7 exons. The record is from RefSeq and is a predicted model, not a curated record. Gene Ontology annotation, biological process: lipid homeostasis; ceramide biosynthetic process. Gene Ontology annotation, molecular function: sphingosine N-acyltransferase activity. The coding region runs from base 617 to 1525 and encodes 302 amino acids.
UAUUCUAAACAUGUGCAAACUCCAAAUCUGUUAGCCAGCUAGCAUCCACGGGUGUCGGGUAGCUCGCUUGCUAACUGCUAACUGCUACAAACAAAUAACAAGCUAACAAAAUAGUCUAGCUCCAACAUAACAUUGCCAUGAAUGAGUGAACAACGUGGGUAGUGGCACAUGCAGAUGUUGAUUGUCGUUUACUGAGUGUCACCCUGUUGUUGACUACCGCUAUUUGAAAUGGCUCUGAACGAAAUGGUUGCUAACUAAGCCAGCGGUGUCAACUGUUAGCUACAGCUAGCUUAGCUAACGGUCUUAGCGUCAUUGUUAGCAGGCGCUACAACGGCGCAGACAGUUGGUCAUGCCUACCAAGGCGAGGGGAUGACAUUUAGUGCUAGCAGCAUCGUCUCUGCUCGCUAAACCUGGUUACAUACUUGGAUGCUGGCUGACCUAGUUUUUCAUGCUAACAAGUUGACAACCAAGAAGCAAAGCUCGUCAGUGUUGUGUUACCUGUAGCUAUCUGGGUCUGCUGUUAGCUUGACUAGCAGAGAGGGGAGAGAGCGCCACGGAUCUCAAGGACCAGAUUGCACACUGAACUUUUUACCUCUCGGACAGCUCGCCAGGGACCAUGCUGACCAUCCUAGCUGCUGGGUCUGUGUUCUUUCCAGGCCUUUUCCUUCUGUCCAAACAAUGCCUGAAGUCAAUCCCAGCACUGCGAUGGAGCGAAGGAGAUGCGGUCAUUGUGUCUGCCAGGUUGGUGUCGUCCGUUCAGGCAGUCAUGGCUUCUUCAGCUGGCUACAUCAUUGCUUCUUCCUGCGAGGACAUCAUCGAGGACCAGCAUUGGCUGACCUGCUCUUACAUCAUGUUCGCCGUUCCCUACUUCGUCUACGACAUCUACGCAAUGUUCAUGUGCUACUGGUACAAGAUGCAGGUCAAAGGGCACGAGGAGGCCACGGCAGCACCCCAGCACAUGAGCUCAGCUCUGACCAGCUACCUGCGUCGCGAGUUCCUCAUGGUGCUGCACCACGUUGUCAUGGUCACCGUCUGCUUCCCUGUCUCUGUGUUUUGGCGACAAGGAAAGGGAGAUUAUUUCCAGGGUAUAAUGUUCAUGGCUGAGCUCAGCACUCCCUCUGUCUGCUUAGGAAAAAUCCUCAUCCAGUACAAACAGCAACACACUCUCCUGCACAAAGUGAAUGGGGCUCUUAUGCUGAUCACUUUUUUCAUCUGUCGAGUCCUCCUCUUCCCUUACCUCUACUACGUCUAUGGAAGGUACGCGUCCAUUCCCUUCCACAUGGUCCCCCUGUCGGUGCCCUGGCACUGUAACCUUGGCGCCGCUCUGCUCAUGGCGCCCCAGCUCUACUGGUUCUCCCUGAUCUGCAGGGGAGCCCUGCGGCUAUUCAUGGGCACCUCCCGCUCUCAGAGACCACAUGCGAGCACGGCGGCAGCCAAGGAGCGGCAGACGGAUGGCAACGCACUGCCACAGCCUUCCAACGGCUACAGCGCGCGCCCCACAGAGCCCGAGCUGGCCACUCACUGAGAAGAAUGGCAGGGGGAGGGUGGGGAGGGAAAGGAAGGCGAAUGUACCAAUGAGUAUGUAAAGGAAGGAAAGCUUUUGAGGGAAAAAGCGAGACUUGAAACAAGUAGCAAUAUAGAGAAAGCUACAGACGACGGCCUCAAAGAGUGCUGAAGUGUUUGUGUCCAGCAAUCUAACAGCUGGGUGUUUGGUUGCUGGCCUUCAGGCACUUCAGCUUCUCAGUUUGUAGGAAACAGAGUGUUAGUGCACUCAGUAUUUAAAGAUGUCAUCGGGCACUGUGACAGAUAGGAACAUGCACUGACCUGAGAGGAAUUUGCCUGGAUGUAUAGCAAGCAUAGAUGGCUACUUCCCUCAUGUAGAUCAAAUUCAGUCCUCUCUGCCUCACAGUACAGGAAGAGCAGGAAAAUAGGAAUGUAUUAUAUUGUAUGUUAGUACAUUUGCUGUAGAUGGAAGGCCUGAUUCAGUUUAGUAAUGGAGACGACCUUCAAAAAAGAAAAAAAAUCCCGGCUAAGCAGUAUUUUGACUUGUUAGUGUUUAUUAUCUGUAUCCUCUAUGUAGUCACUGUCACUCUAACAAAAUGUAACCAACCUGCAGACCGACUCACCUUUAGAAGGGAGAUAAUCUCAUAUGACUGUAUUCUGCUGCCUUAUCCCUUUCCCCCCCAUUUUUUGCAGUUUCUUAAAGUUUUUAAUUUAUUUUAACCCUCAGAGGAGAAGGAAGAGGCUCCCUCGGACAGAAAAAUGUGACGGGUGUACAUAGCCGAUGUAAAAUUGUCCUUAUUUCCACGUCAGUAUUAGGUCAAUGUUGACUUUUCUUUUUUUAUGUUUAGGGUUUUGUCUCAGUUCUGCAUCCCAUUUUUAAACAAUGGCGUCUUAGCACAUACAAAUCAUUUCACACUUUUCCAGCUUAGUGUACACAAACCACCCCCCCAAACGUUGACGGCAGCGCUUCUCGUUUCAGUGUAGAUAUGACCUCAUUCCAUUUACUGGUAUCACAAAGUGUUUUUUGCAUUCAAGGAAGUGAUGCACAGUAGCAGUCACUUUACAUGUGUUUUAUUUUUUUUUUAUAGUUUGGUGCUGAUGUGAAUCUCUAAAUAUCCAUCUGAUUGGCUGGAAUAUUUCAUUAAGGGAUCCAUGAGAUUUGAGUAUAUUUAGCUUCGUUAGAGAACUUCUUAUGUUGCAGUUUGAAGGGAAACAAAAGUGAAAUCUUGUAAGGAAGCAUACACUUGUGAUUGACAUGCAGCAAAUUUGUCCAUGGCAACUUAUUUUCCUAAUUAUUUUUUUAACCACAAACUGUCUAAACCAUUUAAAUUGUAUGAUUUGCUUCUAUUCACUAAGCCGUUUAUUUGAGCCACUGGUUCCAUGAACCUUCCGUGAACAAAAUGUUAGCUCUUUAUCAUUUAAGGUCUGUUUUAAAGCAGCUUCACUGUCCUGCAAAUGGGUCUUAAAAAAUUAAGAAAAAAAAAAAAAAAAAAAACCAGCUCAGAAACCAUACCAACAGGGCAGCGUGUGCCAAAUCAUCUGGACAACUGUGGGCAUGUUGAACACAGAACAUCCAUUCCCCUGUUCCAUGAACUCAUGAAGUACUGCUUCUUGACAAUACUAAACCAUUUCAACUGAUGUACUGUAUAUUCCACAAAAUGCUCGUUAUUUAUUUGUAAGUAUUUAUUUAUUUAUUUAUUUGGUUUGUGGUUUUUGAAUGCAUAUUUAUGCAUACAUAUUAAACUAUAUGCUUCUGAGCCUUAUGUGAAGGCUGUAUUGUUACUCAAACUUAGCUAAAAUAUACUUCUCUGUCCUGA